Molecule: messenger RNA, 809 nt
Organism: Rhodamnia argentea
Lineage: Eukaryota; Viridiplantae; Streptophyta; Magnoliopsida; Myrtales; Myrtaceae
Product: CLAVATA3/ESR (CLE)-related protein TDIF
Exons: 2
Coding region: 75-491 (138 amino acids)
Biological process (GO): xylem development
Cellular component (GO): apoplast
Molecular function (GO): receptor serine/threonine kinase binding
Source: RefSeq, a predicted model, not a curated record
UUAUUUCUCUCUCUCUCUCUCUCUCUCUCUCUCUCUCUCUCUGAGCCUUCAAUUAGCCUCGGGUGCUCUGGUUCAUGGAUAUUGAUCUCUUGUGGGCUAUUGGGGGGUGGUUUCUAUUCUUUGAUUGCAUGGCAGCUUCUUCUUCUUCUUCAACGUCAUCGUCGCUCUCAGAAGGACACACAAAGCUCAACCAUCUCUUCAUCACCUUCUUCCUCUUCCUCUCCCUUCUCAGCUUCGUGUUCCUUGUAUCGACGAUCCACCCCAUGGACGGAGCCGAGAAGCCGUCGCUCGUGCGCUCCUCCUCGUCAUUAAUCAUUGCUCGGAGGCUUCUUCUCUCGUCAUCAGAUCAUUCCAUGGAGUCAUCAUCUUCAUCUUCAUCCACUGUGAGCUUUCACCCCAAGAAGGCCAGCAACCGCAAGGCUUCCUCGCGGCAAUUCGAAGCCGGAGCCCACGAGGUCCCGAGCGGUCCGAACCCGAUAUCGAACCGGUGAAUUAGAACCGAGCACGGGUGGGGGGGUUUACACGGAAUCGGGACAGAGAUGCAUGGAGGAGCGAUGAGAAGUGAGAAGCUAUUGGCUUUGUGGGUUUACUGUUUCCAAGUCAGCCAUUAAUACUGCUUUUGUCUUCAGUGAGGAGGGUUUUGUUAAUUACGUUUUAGUAUCAUCUGGUCUCUGGUCUCUACUUUCUUUUUCUUCUUCUUGGCGUCGCUCUCCCUUUUUUGUAUUCUAUAAAGAUGUAUAGCAAACUUAUACUCCAUGAUGAUAUAUCUUAUAUUUGUAUGUUUCUAUAUAGAUUUGCUUUCUGUGAUA